This is a messenger RNA of Conger conger (European conger), 6297 nucleotides long. It is a transcript of the gene itprid2, whose product is annotated as ITPR interacting domain containing 2. Gene Ontology annotation, molecular function: signaling receptor binding. The transcript is spliced from 19 exons. The coding region runs from base 170 to 4657 and encodes 1495 amino acids. NCBI's taxonomy places the organism in Eukaryota, Metazoa, Chordata, Actinopteri, Anguilliformes, Congridae. The record is from RefSeq and is a predicted model, not a curated record.
AGGACAUGGGUUGCAGAAACGAUAGCAAGAGCGUGUCGUUGGAUUCACUUUGAAUGGAAUGCAGAAUGCGAAUCUUCACAACCGUGAAGGUGAAACGAUUCAGGAAGGAGGCUCACCGUUGAUGAUGUAAAACGGCUCCGGCCGUCGUAGUGCUCGGGCAGCAGUAGGGAUGGAGGAGUGUGGGUCCACCGGCCGCGCGCACCCCUGGAAAGCUGCCACCAUGAAGAGGAAGGCCUGGGCACUCAGCCGAGGCUCCUGGCAGGCGUCGGAGUCUCAGGACGGGCACCCCGAGGGGCAGGCGUCGGAGUCCCAGGACGGCCACACUGAGGGGCAGCCGUCUCCGCAGCCCGCUCCAGAUAAAGUGCCGGCCGCAGAGGAGCCAGGACGGAUACCUAACAAAAUUGCAAGUUGGCUCAAGGAAUGCAGGACUCCCCUGGGGGCCUCUCUGGAUGAACAGAGUAACACACCGACCAAGGGCACAGUAAAGCACGCAUGCAGCUUUGAGGAUGACCUAUCUCUGGGAGCGGAGGCCAACCACCUCCGGGCUGGCGGGACUCCAUCGGAGAUACAACGUUUGGGGAUGCUGGCCCAGGAGAAGCGGACCCAGUUCAAGCAGAAAGGGAGGAGCAUGAACUCCACGGGUUCGGGGAAGAGCAACACCACCGUGUCCAGUGUUUCAGAGCUGCUGGACCUUUAUGAGGAGGACCCAGAGGAGAUCCUCUACAACCUGGGCUUUGGCAGAGAGGAGCCGGACAUCGCCUCCAAGAUACCCUCCCGGUUCUUCAACUCCACCUCCCAUGCCAGAGGGAUCGACAUUAAGGUGUACCUGGGAGCCCAGCUGCAGCGUCUGGAGCUGGAGAACCCCAACUACGCCCUGACAAGUCGUUUCCGUCAGAUUGAGGUGCUCACCACCGUGGCCAACGCCUUCUCCUCGCUGUACUCCCAAGUCUCGGGCACUCCCGUGCAGAAGAUUGGAAGCUGCGACAUCGAGAACAAAGAGGCGGCGACGGUCAACAGGAACACCUCCGCCCUGAACGCUGCUAAAAUCCUGAAGAAGACCGUCACCAGGCGCAACCUGCACGCGGCGGUGGACGGACACCCAUCCGCCCGCCCGGAGGCGGAGGGGCCUGGCGAAAGCGACCACGAGCAGCCGGCGAAGACGAAGGACCACCCCUCGCUCGCCACCGUGGCCGAGGCUGAGGAGUCCCAGGGGGUGCCCAAUGGAGACCUGCCCAAUGGCAUCAAGGCGGAGGUGGAUGACGAGCAGGACUUCACCCCUGCCAAGGACUCCAGCCUUUCCGCUGACCCCGAUUCGGACCAGGGGAAAGACCAGGCGGUGACCUCCACCCCCGCCAAAGAGCCUCCCACCAACCGACUGCACACUUGUAUCACCCACCUCCUCUCACAGGCCAGGGACUCCUUUGAGAUGGAAGAGGUACAAAGCAACGAGGGGGAGGGACCUGCAGGGAUCAGCAGCUCUUUGAAACAUGGAAACGAGCUCUUGAUGAGGAUGGCAAGCCAACACUCGGACAGCAGUGGAUUUGCUGAAGACCCCUCCACAGACAGCUCUGCUAGCCAUCUGAAGGUACAAGAGAGCUCCGACAGCUGUGACAGCGAGACCACGGUGACGUCCAACGCCGGGGAACUGGGCACCCCCCUCGCCCUGGACCACCCCGCCUUCCAGAAGCUUCAGGGGGAAGAAGAUGGUUUAACAGCUAUUGGCUCAGACAGCCCUGUAUCCCUGGACCAACCCACCUUCCAGAAGCUUCCGGGGGAAGAGGAAGGCUUAGCAGCCAGUUGCACAGACAGCACUGUAGCCCUGGACCAACCUGCCUUCCAAAAGCUUCCGGGGGAAGAGGACGGUUUAACAGCCAUUGGCUCAGAAGGUGCUGUCGCCCUGGACCAACCUGCCUUUCAGAAGCUUCCGGGGGAAGAGGAGGGUUUGGCAGCCAUUGGCUCAGACAGCGCUGUAGCCCUGGACCAACCCACCUUCCAGAAGCUUCCGGGGGAAGAGGAGGGUUUAACAGUCAUUGGCUCAGAUGGCUCGCUUACCAUGGACGAGCCUGCCUUCCAUAAUCUAGAGGGGGAAGAGGAGGUUCAAACAGCCGGUGGUCAAGACAGCACUGGGGAGCUGAAUGCUGGCUUGCAGAGUGGGAAUCAGAGCAAUGGGGAGGAAGAGGUGGGAGUGGUUCAGGAAGAGGUUGUUAAGGAGGUAGUGGAGGACAAAGUGGUUGAGGAGAUUGUUGAAGAGGAGGUAGAGGAGGAGGCAGUCAUCUCUAAGUACCUCCCUCAUCAGCGCCCUCAAUCCACGGAGAGGGAGAUUCUCACGCACACGUCCAACGAGCUGAGCUCCUCCGAGGGACUCGGCUCUCCGGCAGAGCCUGAGGCUCCUUCCCAGAUCAGCAGCGUGGUAGAGCCUGAUUCUGAGGACACGCAAGACCACAUGACCCCUCCGGCGGCCCCUGCGUGUGAGGAGCAAGGCGCCCCAGUUUGGGCGAGGGUUCGGGAGUUACAACAGGGCCGGGACAGGUACCCACUGAGAAGGUCCAGCUCGCUGCCGAUCUCCCUGAUCAGCCCUUCACGGGUGGUGUCCUCCAUCAAAAUACAUUUCCGUCCGGGCAGCGCUCGGCACUGCACCCCACCUUCCUUCUCCUACCGCUACACCCCAGAUGAUGAAGGGGAGGACGGCACGGGGUCCAUUGCUGAACAGGAGGAGGAGGAGGAGGUGGAAGAGCAGGCGCCCUGUCGCUCCACCCUCAUCAUCAACACUGGCCGGGACGUUCCAGAAGAGCUCCAGACAGAGGACGUCCCCCCCAGCAGGAUGCCCCCCUACCCCCUGCACCUCCCAGCCCAUCUGACUCGCUCCUCCUGUUCCCUGCACAGCACGCCUCUGGACUGGUCUGAUCGCCCUGUGUGUGACCUGCCCCGUUCCUGGAGCACUUGCAGCAUGCCUGCCCUGCCUGCCCAAAGUGCCCCUUAUGGCUCGCCUCUCGGCCAACCCCGCAGCACCCCCUACAACUCAACAUUUGGCCACCCCCACACUGCCCCCUAUAGUUUGCCUCUGGGGCAACCCCACAGUGCCCCCUACAGCUUGCCUCUAGGGCAGCCCCACAGUGCCCCCGACAGUUUGCCUCUGGGACACCCGCACAAUGCCUCCUACAGCUCGCUUCUGGGACACCCACACAGUGCCCCCUACAGUUUGCCUCCGGGGCAGCCUCACAGUGCCCCCUACAGUUUGCCUCCGGGGCAGCCCCACAGUGCCCCCGACAGUUUGCCUCUGGGACACCCGCACAGUGCCCCCUACAGUUUGCUUCUGGGGCAGCCCCAUAGUGCCUCCUACAGCUCGCCUCUAGGGCACCCCCACAAUGCCUCCUACAGCUCACUUCCGGGGCAGCCCCACAGUGCCCCCUACAGCUCACUUCCAGGGCACCUCCGCAGUGCCCCCUACAGCGUGCCUCCAGGGCACCCCCGCAGUGCCAGCUACAGCUUUCCUCUGGGGCACCCCCAAAGUGCCUCCUACAGCUCGCCUCUGGGGCACUCCAACAGUGCCUCCUGCAGCUCAUUUUUCAACCAGCCCCACAGUGCCCUCUAUGGCCCACCUCUCGACCACCCCCACAGUGCCCCCUAUCAUUACGGCGUCCCGCAGAACGACCGUUGGAAUGGCCCUUUCAACCCCCUGUACAGCUCCCCGUGCCCGUCGAACUGCUGCCCCUCCUUCCCUGCCACCAACUCGCGCCUCUCCCAGCCCCCGUCCGGCGUGGAGAUGCAGCUGAAGCGAGUCCUGCAUGAUGUCAGGGGUGCAGUGCAGAACUUAGCCCAGGGUUCAUCUCUCCCAGGCGAGGACACGGUAACUGCACAGUUUAGCUCCCACAGAGCAGUGCAGCCCCUGUUUGAGGACACCAUUCAGGAGCUGCAGUUGAUCAAGAGGAACCUGAAUGUGUUCCGUACGCAGAUGAUGGACCUGGAGUUGGCCCUGCUGAGACAGCAGGACAUGGUCUACCAGCACUUGACAGAGGAGGACAGACAGGAGGCUGAGCACCUGCAGAGCCUGCGUACUGCAGUGAGGCAGGAAUUGCAUGAGUUGGAACUGCAGCUGGAGGAUCGAUUGCUCUUCCUGGAUGAGCAGUUUCGCGCCUCCCCCUACCGCCACCCUGUGGGACUUUCCAGAGGUCACAGCCUGGACAGCCGGUGCAGUUCGCCUUCCAUGAAUGUAACAGAGCCGGUAACGGAGCUCCUGAGGGAACAGCUGUCCCUGCAGGCCGAGCUGGGCUUGGAGGGCAAGGCCAGGUCUGCCCCGCUGCUGGCCUCAAGCUGCUCCUCUGGGUCAGCCAGCCCCGUCAGGCCCAGCCGGCCCCUGGGCCACCCUGAGGUGUACCGGACCUCCGUCUGCCUCACACCCGCCAUGCCGCCACGGCAACAGAUGCCAGGAGCCCCACAGAGUACGCACUCCAUGCCCACGCGCUCUCUGCCUGAGGACGGAGGAGGAGUAGGAGCAACGGCAGAGGGAGGUGCAGUGGAGAACCCCCAGCUACAGGAGCUCAUCAGCGAGAUCAAGCGGAGUAUCACGGAUGAAAUCCGGCAGGAGAUUAUGAGUGAUCUGCUGGCUGCUGUGUUACCGAGGAGUUCACCAGCAGCAACACAGGACCACACCUUGUGAGAAAGUUUAGGAAGUGUCCCUGUGGAUAAAACAAAUGCUCUGAACACUGGUGAAGGCCUGCACUGAGAGCCACCCCACUGCGUGUGUGCGUGGUUAUGCAUACAUGCGUGUGCACAUGACUGUGGGCAUGCACAAGAAUGUCUGAGGCCCACAGUUUUGGCGAGCAUCAUACACCAACCUGUUCAAUAAACUUAUACCACUGUACUCUGUCGUGUUACACUCUACCAUCCAGUUUCAAAAUGGGGAUGGCGGGAAGCAUGUUCCUGCUCUUGGACAGUCUCAUCCUUUGAAGUCUUUUUACUUCUCUGUUUUUGGUGGUGGAUGUUCUUGGGUUGUGUUUAAGGAAGUGAUACUGGUUGAGUGCAUGUUGUGGAGGCUUAAUGUGAAUGAGCUCCAGAAGACUUUGCCUGGUGGGUGAAAUGUGUAUAUGUGUGUGUGUAUGGAGGGCCUAACUACUGUAACUAAGCCUUGUAUGAUGCCUAGGAACGCAAUGCAUUUCACUUGGAACUUGAACCUACUCGUAACUACUGUUUUCAGGACAUUUGUAAGCAUAUUUUUGUUUUGGUUUGUCUCUUUUCUUUUUUUUUUGUCUUUUUUUUUGUCAAACAUAUUUAUUUAAAAUCAUAUUUUAAAAAUUCACAUUUCUAAGAGAAUUUUCAAAUGUAAAGCACAACUAAUGUCACUUAAAUGUAUAUAUUUUGAAUGAAUGUGGUUAGCAUGAAUGACAGUGGUUUAUACACUGGAGAAUGAAAUUGAGUGGAAUACACUACCCGAUGAAGUGUUGGAUAGUGGUCUUGAAUGCUGAUAAAACUAUCUCAAUCCUAUUAGUUAGUUUUACUGAUAUUUUUCUCUCAACAUUCCAUGCCUUUAUAAGCCCUUUAAAAUCCAGGAUUAACAGUGGGCUGGGUUCAGAUCUGAGCAGUUUGUCUUCAACUUGAAUUAACUGAGUGAACUUUUUCUACGAAGGGUCCUGCAUGCAUACUGCAUUACACAACACUUUUGUGUUACACUACAGUAUGUGAAUGCUAGCUGGCAUAGACUGUUAUAAAGUGAUGUCACUGUGGUAUUUGGUUAUGCUAUUGUCACUUUUGAGAGUGUGUACAGUACUAUGACCUGAUUCUGUAUCCUCUGAUCUGUACUCUAUAUCAGUUAGCAUCAGUCAAUGCUUGUUUUUCAUGUGAAGACAGGUUAUGUGGUUCUAUUGUAGGACCCUUCACAUAACAAAUAUUAGAGCUUCAGCAAUGAUUUCAGCAACAUGGUAGUCUGAAUUAAGCAGGAAAUGUUGUGUUGAUGUCAUGAAAAGUAACCCCUCAAAUUGUUAAUCAAAAUGAUCCUGAUUGCGUUUUGGUAUCUUUCAACUGUGCGUUUAAUAAUGAGCUGGUGUUAUUUUUAGCUGUGGGGCUAAAAACUGAGGCAUUUCAAUUGCCCUGCUAUUUUUAUGUUAGAAAAAGUCUUUUUCACGAAGAGUUUAAUCUACUUUGAAUUUGUUUGCUAUACUAAUUGAUGUAUAUCAAAUGUUGGAUACUUGUAAAUUGGCAGAAUUAUAAAGAAAAUCUGUUUAGCUUUGUGACCUGGGAUGCAUGGGGAAGUCUUCUAAAGCAAAACAUUAAUAAAAUAAAGAUUUAUUUAUUUUAAAUACA